This is a messenger RNA of Prunus armeniaca (apricot), 162 nucleotides long. NCBI's taxonomy places the organism in Eukaryota, Viridiplantae, Streptophyta, Magnoliopsida, Rosales, Rosaceae. The record is from the annotation of a GenBank genome assembly.
AUGUCAGACAUGGAAGAGGUCUUGGACAGGCAAGAGCGAGAAAUAAGAGAAAGAAGGCUUAGACGAGCUGCAAGCAAAAGAGCGCAGAGAGAUCUAGAUCAGCAACUUGUCAUGGCUGUGGCCAUGCUUGAUGAAGAAAACCAGAGCAGUCGUGGUGAAUGA